Pocillopora verrucosa is the source of this 2215-nucleotide messenger RNA. Its product is annotated as ribonuclease P protein subunit p20-like. The record is from RefSeq and is a predicted model, not a curated record. NCBI's taxonomy places the organism in Eukaryota, Metazoa, Cnidaria, Anthozoa, Scleractinia, Pocilloporidae. Gene Ontology annotation, cellular component: nucleus; nucleolar ribonuclease P complex; ribonuclease MRP complex. Gene Ontology annotation, molecular function: nucleic acid binding. Gene Ontology annotation, biological process: tRNA 5'-leader removal.
UUUCACUACCUUUCAAGCCAAGUCAAGAUGGAUUCCAAGAGAUCGGAUUUGGUACGUGCGCCUGCUUUUCAAUCGUGCAGCGGAUGCUACAUGAAUCAAAAUGGCGGAAAAGGGUGCAAAUCUGGUUAGAAGGAGACCUCCUCAAAAAGAGCAAAAACGUCGAAAUGACAUAUACGUAAACAGGAAAACCGACUUUGCUGGACAACUAGAGCGAUGUCAAAAGAUCCUUGAUUCAAGUGAGCAAGAGGUGACUAUUCAUGGCUUGGGUUCUGCUAUCAAUCGUGCAAUAAAUCUAGCUCUGCAGCUUGAACAAAGAGGACAAGGAACUGUUGAGUUAUCAACAACAACUUCCAGUGUCAAACUAGUGGAUGACUUUGAGCCUGAAGAUGACGACCAGGAAGGAUAUUCUAAAGUACGAACCAACUCAGCAGUGCACAUAAGAGUUUACAAGAAACCUAUUUCCAAGGUUGAUUCAGAAAGAACUUGUCCAACUUGAAUCCCUACUUUUGGUAACCAAGAGGUCACUCUUUUUCACCAAUGGGUCCUUUUCCCACCAAAAUACUGUUGAGAAAAAGCCUGACAGAUUGAAAGUUUUAUUUAUUGUUCAACACCUUUGAACAAGUGUUCAGAAAGAUUGAGUACUAGUUCCUGAUCUGUGCCAUUUCAAAGAUGCAUUCAAAGCAAACAGUAGAUAUGAUAGUAUGGUUCAUGUCUGUAAACCAAAAAAAUUGUCAUUGAUAGCUAAUGGGAAUGGCAGCACCUAUUUGCAAUUGUUAAAUCCUGUGGCUCCAAUAUUUUUUGCCCUCUGGAGGUUGAUAUGAGAGACAACUACAGGUUCAAAGACAAAGUAGUCCAAGGCUUAUUGACGUGUUAUCUCCAACAUCUGAAUGGUGUGUAAAUCAGACAGAUUGGAUCCACCAAUGUUCCCAUCAUUUGCAUUAAAUCCCUCCAGUGGUAUUUGGAUACCUUUUAGUCCCCAUUUUUUCAACAAAUCUUCAAUGGAAUGACUGGAACUGCAACAAAUUAAAGUAUGAAUUUUUAAAAUGAAAAGGUGACAUUAAUCUGAUGUCCAAAGUUGUGAAAAAUGGUAUUUAAUUAAGACAUCUUUUAGCAGAGACACAUUGAAGUAGUUUCCUGAUUGGCUUUUUUUGGUGGAAAGACAAUAACAUUCCAGAAAUAUUUCUUAGUUCAUGGUAUUCUGAGUUUCACAGUAAUUUUAACCCUUUUAACUCUCAAGAGUGACCAAGACAGAAUUUCUCUUUACAAUAUCACUACUAUAUCAAGCAGACAAAUGAUGAGAAUAAAAAAAUAUAUUAAAUAGGGAAUUAUUAGUUGAUCCAAUACCAAAUUCUCAAAACUAACACCACAAGAACUAUAUGGCAGACAGUAAGGAGAAUUACUAAUGGGAUCUUGGAAGUUAAAGGGUCAAGAAGACAAGUGAUGAGAAUAAAUAGAAAUAUCAGUUGGCCAAUUGUUAGUUGAUUUAAUACUGCAUUCUCUGAACUAACAUUCAUGAGAACUGUAUGGCAGACAGUAAGGAGAAUUACUUAUGAGAUCAGGGAGUGAAAGGGUUAAAUAAUGUUGUAAAUAGCAUAUUGUAUGAAAGAAUUCACCUUCUCUCUUGAUAUGUUGACCAAAACUUGGCCUGAUAAUUUUUCACCAUUAGAAAGGAGACAGUUGCCAAAAUGUCAUCAAAAUCUGUAUCACAAAAUUACAGAAAACAAAGAUUACAUAACUGUAGUCAGAGAGCAACUCAGAGUUUUGAUUCAGUGGUGGGGAAAGUAAUGGUGCCAAGUUACCUUUUGUGUCAUAGAAACAGUCUGAACCAAGAAUUAUAUCAGCCUUGGGAAGUUUUAAAAGGUUUGGUGUAAACUGUCCCCAGGUAAUGCCAACAACUUGUAUUGCCGUCUGACCAUUAGCAUGGCAGCUCUGUCUACAGUUUUCUAAGCAUUGAGGAUACUCUUCCUUGUCUGUCAGAGUAACAUUUGCACCACACAAUGAGGCAACCAAACCAGGUAAGGCUGUUCCUGCACCAAUCUGUUGAUCAAGUAAAGAAAAGGUAAUCACUAACAGUGGAUGCAGACUUGUCCAGCUUACAAAACAGUCAUUUUUCAGAAGAGUAUGAUUUUCUCAUAAAGGACAUGCCUACAGGGCAAGUAGCAUGUAGCUCUGCUUGCCUUAAAUACGCUCCACAGAAAUCGCGCAUGUCCUACAU